AUGGGUAAACCGUUAACAGCCGAGCUCAUAGUUCAAAAAACAAAAAACGAUCAACUUUUCUAAAUUAAAAACCUAAAUUUAUGGGGAAACGACAUUGAUGAUUUGAAAGCAUUGAGACAAUUACCAAAUUUGGAAGUGCUUUCAUUAUCUGUGAAUAAGAUUUCAACUCUCAAAGAUAUAGGCUGUUGCCAAAAAUUGCAAGAACUCUACCUUAGAAAAAAUUGUGUUAGUGAUAUAAAAGAAUUGAGAUAUUUGGUUCAUUUACCUCAUUUAAGAGUUUUGUGGUUGUAAGACAAUCCUUGUGCAGAUCAUCCUAAUUAUAGAGAAAUUGUAGUUAAGUACCUGCCAAACUUAGUUAAACUUGACAAUACUACAAUAACAAAUGAAGAUAGAUAGAAUGCUUAAUCUGUCAAUAUUUUAGAAGAUGAUUUUGAAGAAUAAACUUAGAAUAGCAAUAUUCUAAAUAGACCGAAAUCAAGUCUAAAAGAAUCUCCUAAAAAACAACCAUUUAUUUUCAACCAACAAGAAUAAUAAAGGCCUAUAACCCCUGAUAUCAGUUCAAAUCAAUAAAAUAUUUAAAAUAAUAAUAAGAACAUAGAACGAAAUGAAAAUAUACUAUGUGCUGUUCUAUCUUUAAUUAAAGAGCUUGAUGAUAGUUCUUUGGAAGUUGUAAAGAAAGACAUAGAUAGAAAGUUACAGAAAAAUAACCUUAAGCGAAUUCUUUGAAUUAAUAUAACAGAGCUCAUUAUUCAUUCCUUUUUUUUGCU
Messenger RNA from Paramecium tetraurelia, 767 nucleotides. RefSeq lists its product as uncharacterized. The record is from RefSeq and is a predicted model, not a curated record. NCBI's taxonomy places the organism in Eukaryota, Ciliophora, Oligohymenophorea, Peniculida, Parameciidae. Gene Ontology annotation, molecular function: protein binding. The transcript has 2 exons.